CGUGUCUCUUCCCGGAAAUGAUUGGUUGGCAUUGGCAACGUUUUAGCCAGAUCUGACGGCGUACACGGUCUCUGAAUAAAGAUAACGACAGGAUUAAUUUCACAAAGAAUUCAGCUGAGGACUUGUGAACCUUUGCAUCCUUCAAAAUCUACGCACCACAGAGGAGCGAAGAGCGAGUACAGACUGCUAACAGAAUGACCAGCUCAUCAGCUCCCAGGAUGGUGAAUAGCUACAAGAGGACUUCUAGCCCCCGAUCCCCAACUAACAGUGGGGAGCUCUUUACUCCAGCCCAUGAGGAAAAUGUGCGCUUUAUACAUGAUUCCUGGAUGUGUGUGCUCAGAGACAUCAGAUCAACACAAAAUAGUGAACGUAAUGACCGUGGACCACAGGAGUAUGUGGAGAAGAACCCAAAUCCUAACCUACAUUCUUUCACACCAGUGGACCUGAGUGACCUCAAAAAGCGCAACACACAGGACUCCAAGAAAUCUUAGUCUUUCCCCAUGAUGAUCCAAAUGGCUUUUUUCCACCCAUUAUCCUGAAGAACUUUUCAUUCAUCAGCCCUAUGUCAGCCGAAAAGUUAGCCCUGUUGGCCAGUCUAACGCAGAAUGCAAAUCUCAUUUCUGUACUCUGGACCAUAGCAACCCUUAUCUUUUUUUUAUUUAUUUUUUCUGCUCCUUCUUCAACUGACUAAAAAGAAAAAAACUGGGAUUUUCAGGGAGCACAGAUUCUCCCUUUUCUUUUUUCAUGUUUUUAAGUUCAGUAAAUCUACAUAUUUACUUUCUAAUGUGGACGGGACUGAUGCAAGUGUUCAUCAAAAUUUGCUGACAUCUGUUGCUGAGACUUCACAGGACAUACAAGACUGCAGUCUUAAACACAGUACUGCUACUACUUAAAUAACUUUGGAGGAAAAUGUGAAAGGGCUGACUUCUAUUUUUAUUUUGGAAGAUAGAUCAAUAAAUUGUAGAAGCAAUUGAAUGAUCAUAUUGGAUACCUUAUUAACAGGCAAGGUUUGGAAGCCAAAAUACAAUGUAGAAAGCCAACAUUUUUAUUAUACAUUUUCUUACCCUUGGAUGAACUUUAUUAAGUAAAGUAAGCAAGUAUGCAGCCCUUGGUUAACCCCCUCCCUCUCCUCUAAGCCUUGAAACAAAAUCUUGAAUAAAAGACUUUUACAGUA
Messenger RNA from Melanotaenia boesemani (Boeseman's rainbowfish), 1174 nucleotides. It is a transcript of the gene mcrip1, whose product is annotated as MAPK regulated corepressor interacting protein 1. Bases 195 to 491 code for a protein of 98 amino acids. The record is from RefSeq and is a predicted model, not a curated record. NCBI's taxonomy places the organism in Eukaryota, Metazoa, Chordata, Actinopteri, Atheriniformes, Melanotaeniidae. The transcript has 5 exons.